Molecule: messenger RNA, 728 nt
Organism: Myotis lucifugus (little brown bat)
Lineage: Eukaryota; Metazoa; Chordata; Mammalia; Chiroptera; Vespertilionidae
Gene: PACRG
Product: parkin coregulated
Exons: 4
Coding region: 68-691 (207 amino acids)
Cellular component (GO): cytosol; neuron projection; vesicle
Molecular function (GO): Hsp90 protein binding; Hsp70 protein binding
Source: RefSeq, a predicted model, not a curated record
UCACGUCCGUAAAACCCACUGAUUUUUUUACUACACGUUUUAUGAGAACAAGACAUUUUCUAGGAAGAUGGUGGCAGAAAAAGAGACCCUGAGCGUAAACAAAUGCCCAGAGAAGAUGCCGAAGAGGAGGACCAAGCUGCAGGCGCAGCAGCCGCUCCUGGCGCACCAGCCUCACUCCCUGGUUUCUGAGGGCUUCACAGUCAAAGCCAUGAUGAAAAACUCAGUCGUGAAAGGCCCGCCCACGGCAGGUGCAUUUAAGGAGAGACCGACCAAGCCCACAGCCUUCCGGAAAUUUUACGAGCGCGGAGACUUCCCCAUCGCCCUUGAGCAUGACACGAAAGGGAACAAGAUCGCGUGGAAGGUGGAGAUCGAGAAGCUGGACUACCACCACUACCUGCCCCUGUUUUUCGACGGGCUCUGCGAGAUGACCUUUCCCUACGAGUUCUUCGCGCGGCAGGGCAUCCACGACAUGCUGGAGCACGGCGGGAGCAAGAUCCUCCCCGUCAUCCCGCAGCUCAUCAUCCCCAUCAAAAAUGCCCUGAACCUCCGGAACCGACAGGUCAUCUGUGUGACGCUCAAGGUCCUGCAGCACCUGGUGGUGUCGGCGGACAUGGUGGGCGAGGCCCUGGUGCCCUACUACCGUCAGAUCCUCCCCAUCAUGAACAUCUUUAAGAACAUGAACCGUGAGUGACCCCGGGAGGCGGAGUGUCCUCAGUCUGAAAAGAGGG